This is a messenger RNA of Didymodactylos carnosus, 936 nucleotides long. The record is from the annotation of a GenBank genome assembly. NCBI's taxonomy places the organism in Eukaryota, Metazoa, Rotifera, Eurotatoria, Philodinida, Philodinidae.
AUGGGUAACUUUACAAAUCCACCACGAAUAUCUUCGCCGUUGAAAAGAAAAAACAGUGGUACAGACAAGCGGUUAGAAAGAUCUACGAGUGUUCAGGAACGAAAAAAUAGUCUAAAUCGAGUACGCUCAAUUCCAAAUGGAGAAAUAUGUGAUAUUCGGAUGUUACGUCUAAAACGUAAUGCUGCGCAGCCGUUAACUGAUACACACCAUCAAGAAGCAAAUGGUAUUGGAAACAAAACAGUGAACCAAAUAUCUGAAAGUGUCAGCGGUGAAGAAAACCUAUUAAAAAAACAACUGGAUUAUAUACAUUCCUGCGUUAGACGAGAUAAAGGCCUAUUAGGCUUGAUAACCGAAAACGUUCAAAGAUGUAAUUGUUUAAUUAUUGACUAUCGAGGUUUUGGGUUAAGUACGGGAUGCCCGAGCGAGUAUGGCCUCUAUCUGGAUGCUCAAGCUGCCUAUGAUUAUCUUACUAUUAAAGAAAAUAUUCCACCAGAGAAAAUAAUUGUUUUUGGAACAAGUUUGGGAGCAAGUGUAGCAAUUCAGUUGGUUAGUGAUAUAGAAAAUCGUGUAAAAUGUGCUAUAUUUGAAAAUCCGUUCAUCUCAGUUCCAGAAAUAGCACGACAUUUCUUACCAUACGCAAAAAAUGUAUUGUCCAUCUCGAAAUCCGUUGGCUUUGUUUAUCUGUUUGAUUCGCUAUCAAAAGCAUCAAGAAUUAAAUGUCCAUGUAUAUUUUUGACCGGACUAUUAGAUAACAUUGUUCCCACGUACAUGUCAAAUAUUUUAUAUAAUGAGACUCGUAAUGCGUCUAAAAGAGAAUUAUAUACAUAUGAAUUCGGUCGUCACAAUGAUUUACCAAUUAUGCCAUACUAUUUUGAAAAUAUCCGCACAUUUUUAACGGAUAUCGAAGCAAAACCAUCGAUAAUAAAUUUAACGUAG